Closterium sp. NIES-67 is the source of this 934-nucleotide messenger RNA. Lineage: Eukaryota; Viridiplantae; Streptophyta; Zygnematophyceae; Desmidiales; Closteriaceae. The record is from the annotation of a GenBank genome assembly.
UCCUACUUUUUUCUUGCAGGCUACGCUCAUGGCUUCUGGGUAGAUGCGGCUAGGAACCUACCCAGAUUUCGCGGGACGCGAGUCGUGAAAAUUUUAACAUCCCGCACAGCCUGGUUGCUGCAUUUCGGAAAAAAUCCCUAGUUAGUUCAGGAAUUUCACGAUGCCUCUUUUCCUAUCGGAGGAGGAGCUGCAGGCCUUUCAGGGCGAUGUCAGGGCCGUUGCGCGGAAGGCGGAGGAGCAGCUAGCGUCGCUUCUCCGCCAGCUCGAGACGCACAAGGCGCAGGCGGAUGCGGCGGAGAUCAACGCGGAGCAAACCUGCUCGCUGAUAGAGCAGAAGUACCUGGCGGUGACGGACGAGAACGCGCAGCUCGAGCGCGACAAGGGAUUUCUCACCGCGGAUCUCGACCAGAAGGCGGCGGAGCUCGCGGAGAUUAAAGCGCAGGUCCAUCGCCUGCAGUUGGAAGCGAUUCAGGGGGAUGGCGAGCGGGAGCGGCUGAAAGCGGAGCUGGCGGAGGCGCAGACGAGUCGGCGGGACAUCGUGGACGUGAUCGAGCGGAAGAACCUCGAGAUCGACGAGAAGAACGCGUCGCUCAAGUCGUACCUCGACAAGAUCGUCGCCCUGACUGAUUCGCGGACCGAGUUGGAGGGUCGGCUGAGGACGGCUGAGGCAGAGGCGUCCCGCUGCAAGGCCGCCGUCACCCGCCAUGUGCAGGAGAAGGAGAUUCUGGAGCAGCACCUGGCGUGGCUGCGCGAGGACGUGGCGGCGAAGGCGAGCUUGCUGCACGAGGAGCGGCGUGCGAGGGCGGAGGGCGAGGCGGACCUGCGCAGCAAGCUGCUGGCCGCGGAGCACGAGAGGGACGACCUGCGCGCUGCCGAGGGUCGGGCCAAGGCACGGGUUGCGGAGCUGCAAGGGAUGGUCGCUCAGCUGCAACAG